GUUGUUCUACAUUAGAGGCUCAAACUAAAUGUAGGCUAUUAUAUAAUACAUGUUAGCUACUUCUUCGUUUUUAACUAGUCUCGUAGGCUGUGGUCCGGAUGGGUCGUGUGAGGCUGAGGCUGACAACAUAGUUUACCUUUACCGUCAAUAUAAUCUAAAUAGUCUUCUGGCCUGCACCUAAUGUCGAUGACCCAAAAAUUGAGGGAUGUGAACCAAUACGUGUUUUAUAGGUUAACGGAAAACGGAUAGCACCAGUUCAUUAAAAGGAAUUCCAGGUAGGGCUUUGUUUGCCUUGUCUGUUUACGGCAAUCGAUUUUUUUUCAACAUAGUCGCCACUCCCAAUUCAACUCUUGGUUUGGAUUUAGGGCCAGAUUAUGCUCCCUUUAUUCCGCUCAUCGGUGGGCAGCGUCACUGAGCCUCAGGGCCAUCGGGCAUUUGAAGGAUAGGAGUUAAUGCUAUGGGUCUGAGCACUCUGACAGCAUGUUUUCAUCAUUUAAAGGACAUCCAUUUGUUUUUCUUCUUUGGUUUCUUGUGUUUGUUACCUUACUUACAGUUGGAUUCUUUAUCAAGUUGCUGUCCAACUGGGGAUGGAAAUAUGUUCUUUUCUAUGAUGGUAGGACAGUGCUUUACAGUUUAGGCUACAUUUUACUCAUCCAUGGUUUUGGAUUCAUGGAUGGUAUCACUGUAAUGUCUGACAUUGCACACAUGUUUAAAUGAGGAAUUUACUGGUUGUAUAGGAGUGGAAAGACUCAGAUCAUUCUGUGAUUAGUGUGGGGAAAUACCUAAUUCAUUCUCAUAAUUUCUCAUACUGCAGUCAAAGAGGUCAGGGUCAGCAGACACAAACAGACAGGUAGCAUACUACAUUUGAUAUAGCCUAUAAAGUUGUUUUUUUAUAUUCAAAUAUGUAUAGAUCUAUCUAUCUAAAGCAUACAGAACAAAUGUCAGUAUGUCUAAUAAAGUCAUAGUUGUGCAUGUAUCUUUUCAUUUAAACUCAAUGUUAAUCAAAUCAAAUCAAACUUUAUUUAUACAUAAAAUGAAAUAAAACUGCAGUUGACGCAUUGAAAACAGUGAUGUGUAAAUAACAAUCUACGUUGCUGGUGACAUGUAUUAAAUAUUAUUUAUGGUCACCGAUCAUGCCAGUACUGACAGUAUACACAGGAUGCUCUUUCAAUGCUGAAAAUCGCAGCACAUCGCAAGUUUAUCUUUUUUCCCAUCAGCUAUGUACAUAGGUUGCUAUACAGGGAGUUUAUCAGAGCACAUGCUACAGAACACAUCUUUUUUGGACUAUGGCAGUAUGACUGUCCUCCAAUGCCAAGCCAGCUGUGCUGAGAGGUAAAACAUUGCUUGAAUAUAUCACACCCACUACAUCAUAUUUAACACUAAAAUAAACAGUGAAACUUCAUGUACACCCCCUGCUUUGAAAAACUCUCUUCCAUUGAUGACUUUAAAGAGCACUUUAUACUCACUCUUUAAUGUCAAUUUAUUGCUGUGUUAUUUAUGAGAAACGUGAUGGCAUUUUCCAAUUAUCACUAUUCAACACUUUUCAGUCAGAAUAAUAGACCCUUUCAUCAUUUAGGGGCUAUCAGUAUGCAGGGCAUGUCUUUGGUAGGGGAUGCUAUUGUGGCCAUAACAUCCAGACACCAAACAGUAUACAGAGUAACUGCCAUGACUGCAGUGGAGAGCCAGCCAGUACCUGUACAGAAACUAAUCGACUGAUCAUCUACCAUCUGGAACUGAGUCAAGAUUCAGCUUACAACUGUGAACUGUUUAAGAAAUCAAUAUUGAAAUAACUAUUAAGUAAUAAGUAUUGUUAAUUAAACAAUGUAAUUUACUUACCCAUACGUCUCUACUCUCCCAGAUAAAAACACAAAUUUUAAAGGCUGCUUUAAGACACCAGACAAUGCAACCAAGGCAUUUCCACUGAUAGCCUUCAUGCCUGCAAUGACUGUAGGCAAAUGUGUAGACUUUUGCACUGAAAAGAAACUUUCCCUGGCAGUUUUGGCAGGCCAGCGAUGUCUGUGUGGAUUCUCCACCAAGCACUUUCCCCUGCAUGUGCGGGAGAACAUUACAAGGUGUCUUUAUCACUGUCCUGGACAGCCACAUGAGAACUGUGGAACAGAUAUAUACAAUGUGGUGUAUCAGACCGAGGUGCAAGACAAUCGCUGUAUGAACAGAAGUUUCCUCCUUGAUCAGCCAAAGCAGCUUAUAGCCUUAGCGAGCUUCCCUGGGUCCGGAAACACUUGGGCUCGUCACCUUAUUGAACUCGGAACUGGGUUCUACACUGGAAGCUACUAUUUUGACAGAUCCCUCUUUGACAAAGGAUUCAAAGGGGAGAAAGAUGACUGGAGGAGUGGGAGAAAUAUCUGCAUUAAAACCCACGAGAGCAGCAAAAAGGAAAUCGAGGCAUUUGACUCAAGCAUCCUUCUGAUCCGAAACCCCUACAGAACCCUCAUGGCAGAGUUCAACCGCAAAUAUGGUGGCCAUGUUGGAUUUGCACCCAUGCUUUUGUGGAAAGGAAAAACAUGGCCUAAGUUUGUGGAAGUGUAUUCAGAGAUGUGGGCCUCACACACAUUAGCCUGGCUGAGUUACAGUGGGCCGCUACAUGUGGUGCAUUAUGAGGAGCUGAGGAGGGACAUCUUCAUUCACCUGAGAGGCCUUGUGCUCUUCCUGGGAUUGCGGCUGUCUGUGGACCGCCUGCUUUGUGCGGAGAACCAGAGGGAGGGCAGGUUCAGGCGCUCAGGCCUGCACAGGCUGGGAUAUGACCCCUUCACUGAAGACAUGCGGACAAGCAUUGAUUACCACAUCAAGAAAGUGGACAUUGCUCUCAGAGCAAAGACUUUUUCUGGGGUGCCUGAUGAGUACCACCUCAGGCAAAUAUAAAUGCUUGAAACAGUUUUGUUUUCCUUGUGUAUACAUUAUAUUUUCCCUUUCUUAAUUGUCAAACCACACACCACGUUGUCAAUAAACUUAAGCAAUUG
Messenger RNA from Clupea harengus (Atlantic herring), 2978 nucleotides. Its product is annotated as sialate:O-sulfotransferase 2-like. The record is from RefSeq and is a predicted model, not a curated record. Lineage: Eukaryota; Metazoa; Chordata; Actinopteri; Clupeiformes; Clupeidae.